CAAUUUAGCUCACUAGCUAACCUUGAAGGGCACCAUGUCUUCCUCAGAGAAGCCUGAAUCGGCAUAUAGCUCAGCUCCGGCUGGCAAGGAUUUCUUUACAUUCGAUGUUAUCCUGAGAUUUCUGUUGUUUGCAUCAUCGUUGGUGGCGGUUGUGGUCAUAGCCACCGGUGACCAAACAGAGAUGGUAGGGCCUAGGGAACGGGAAGCCAACUUCAAGAACUCACCAGCUUUCAUAUAUUUUCUGGUUGCAUUCUCUGUUUCUGGCCUCUACAGUAUCGUUACAUUUCUGGCAUCAAUUUCUGUCCUCCGGAAACCAGACCUCAAAUUGAAGUUCCUCCUCCACUUUCUAUUCUGGGAUGCGCUGAUACUGGGGAUCAUAGCAUCAGCAACAGGAACAGCUGGAGGUGUGGCAUACGUAGGUUUAAAAGGAAACAGUCAUGUGAACUGGGGUAAGAUUUGCAAUGUCUACGACAAGUUCUGCAGACACAUUGCUGGUUCUCUUGCAGUGGCUUUGUUUGGGAGCGUUGUCACUGUCUUGCUUAUCUGGCUUUCCGCUUACAGCCUUCAUUCCCGUGUCCCCAAGUAGAAUCUAAAUAAUCAUUGAUCCAGCUUAUUACAUAUGCUCUCAGUUACAGGGUGACAUCGUUCACAAAGUUAUUGUGCAUAACAAUUAAGUGUUUCCAUGUGUCAAAAACUUCUGUGGCUGUAUGUAUUGUUGCAGAUGUGUUGGUUAUUUGUAUAUGACAGUAUCCUUCAGGGAACCCGGUUGUAAUUAUCAUUAUCCUCUGUUGUAAAUGAUUCGGAGUUAUUCUUCCCAACAAAAUAACUGUGAUUUAACUUAA
This is a messenger RNA of Neltuma alba, 842 nucleotides long. Its product is annotated as CASP-like protein 1D2. The record is from RefSeq and is a predicted model, not a curated record. The transcript has 3 exons. Lineage: Eukaryota; Viridiplantae; Streptophyta; Magnoliopsida; Fabales; Fabaceae. Bases 35 to 586 code for a protein of 183 amino acids.